AUGUUGAAGCUUUACCUUAAUGGCGUCUUCUGGUUUUUGUUAUGUCUUAAUUAUGCUUCCUCUCUCACCUCCGAUGGCCUCUCGCUGCUCUCUCUAAAAUCCGCAGUUGAUGGCGGCGACACGGCCUUUCCCAACUGGAACGACGACGAUAGUACCCCGUGUCAGUGGACCGGCGUCACGUGCGCCAACAUUUCCGGGGUUUCCGGACCACGUGUUGUUGGUCUUUCACUUGCCGGGAAAAAUCUCCGGGGUUACAUUCCGUCAGAACUCGGGAAUUUGGUGUAUCUCCGGCGACUCAAUUUACAUGGGAACAACUUCUACGGCUCAAUUCCAGACCCAAUCUUCAAUGCAACGUCGCUUCACAGUAUAUUCCUUUACGAUAACAACCUCACCGGUCGUCUACCGUCGUCGAUUUGCAAUCCACCUCGUCUCCAAAACGUCGAUUUAUCUCAUAAUUUACUCUCCGGCACCCUACAGAAGUUUCUAGGUAAUUGCCGGCAGUUGCAGCGGCUAGUUCUCGCCGGUAACAAAUUAUCCGGCGAAAUCCCGUCAGGAAUCUUCCCGGAGUUAGCGAAUUUGGUUCAGCUUGAUAUCUCUUCAAAUUCUCUCAACGGAUCAGUACCUUACGAUAUCGGCCAAUUGAAAUCGUUGUCGGGAACCCUAAAUCUUUCUUUCAACCGAUUCACCGGAAAGCUACCAGAAUCUUUAGGUGAUUUGCCGUUGACCGUAAGUUUUGAUCUCCGAGACAAUAAUUUCACCGGAGAAAUACCACAAACAGGUUCUUUCUCGAACCAAGGCCCGACGGCGUUCUUAAACAAUCCAUCACUUUGCGGAUUUCCGUUGCAGAAAACCUGCCGGGAUAGUAAUUCGGCAACUCCCCCAGGAACCCAGAGUGUUACGCCCACCAUCGACGAUAAUGAUUCCAAAAAGGGGUUGAAACCAGGUAAACGUAGAUUUGGCGGAAAUCAGAAAUCCAAAUUCUGUUCAUUUCCAUGUGUAGGUGGAUUUCCCAACACAGAUUCAGAAAUUGAGUCGGAAAAGGGUAGCGGCGUUAGUGUUAGUGGUGGCGGCGGUGGCGGUGGUGGUGGUGGUGGUGAAGGAGGAGAGCUUGUAGCGAUUGAUAAAGGGUUUAGUUUUGAGUUAGAUGAAUUGUUGAGAGCUUCUGCUUAUGUGUUGGGGAAGAGUGGUCUGGGGAUUGUGUAUAAAGUGGUGCUCGGAAAUGGGAUUCCGGUAGCCGUGAGGCGGUUGGGUGAGGGCGGUGAACAGCGGUAUAAGGAGUUUGUGGCGGAGGUUCAGGCAAUUGGGAGGGUGAAACAUCCAAAUGUGGUGAAAUUAAGAGCUUAUUAUUGGGCUCCCGAUGAAAAGCUGCUGAUCAGUGAUUUCAUUUCUAACGGCAAUUUGGCUUCCGCAUUACGUGGUCAAACAUCAACAGUUCUUUCAUGGUCAACAAGGUUAAGGAUCACGAAAGGUACUGCCAGAGGCUUAGCGUAUCUCCAUGAAUGUAGUCCUCGAAAAUUUGUUCAUGGAGACAUCAAGCCCUCGAAUAUUCUUCUUGACAAUGAGCACCAACCGUAUAUAUCUGAUUUCGGUUUGAACAACCUUAUUAGCAUCACCGGCAACAACCCGUCAUCCUCAGGCGGCUUCAUGGGUGGGGCCCUUCCAUACUUAAAAUCAACUCAAACGGAAAAAGUCAACAACUAUAGAGCACCCGAAGCCCGAGUGUCAGUCAACCGACCAACACAAAAAUGGGAUGUUUAUUCUUUCGGUGUAGUGGUGCUUGAACUGCUAACUGGAAAGUCGCCUGAGCUUUCGUCUCCCACAACCUCAACUUCAACUGAACUCCCAGAUUUAGUGAAGUGGGUAAGGAAGGGUUUUGAAGAGGAAACUCCACUAUCUGAUAUGGUUGAUCCGAUGUUACUUCAAGAAGUACAUGCAAAAAAAGAAGUUCUAACAGUGUUUCACUUAGCCCUUGCGUGUACUGAGCGAGACCCUGAUAUUCGACCCCGAAUGAAAACGGUGUCCGAGAGUCUCGAAAGGAUUAGAACAUAAGUCAACUAAUAAUGAGUUGAACUAUGUUUUUUUUGAUCAAGGAUAAAUAAGUUCUAGUUAAUUGUCAUGCUAUUAUUUGUUGGAAUGUAACAGAAAAUCAUAUUUUUGGUGAUGGGAUGGUUCACAUUGGUUGUUGAAAGAAUCUUUCAUUUUCUAUGAAAAGGAAGGUACAUUUUAUGAAAGGACAUUGGUCUUUCUUUAAUAGGAAACAAAUUCCCUUGUAACAGAAAAUUACAAAUUUGUUAUUAGUUUACCAUCUUUUUCUUUUAUCUUUUAAACUUCUUGUAAUAUUAGAAUACAAGUGAAAUUUGAUAAAAUUGUUUUAAUGAUUACGACA
Messenger RNA from Lactuca saligna, 2386 nucleotides. The record is from the annotation of a GenBank genome assembly. Lineage: Eukaryota; Viridiplantae; Streptophyta; Magnoliopsida; Asterales; Asteraceae.